Messenger RNA from Cryptococcus amylolentus CBS 6039, 4126 nucleotides. RefSeq lists its product as hypothetical. The record is from RefSeq and is a predicted model, not a curated record. Gene Ontology annotation, biological process: protein phosphorylation; intracellular signal transduction. The transcript has 4 exons. Bases 299 to 3856 code for a protein of 1185 amino acids. Gene Ontology annotation, molecular function: protein serine/threonine kinase activity; ATP binding. Lineage: Eukaryota; Fungi; Basidiomycota; Tremellomycetes; Tremellales; Cryptococcaceae.
CACCGACUCAACAUCUCACAAGAACAUCAGGGGGUGCUCAGAGGGACCCCCUAUACACUCACCCUGCACAUCCCCCAGAAUCCCCGGCCGGCCCACGUGGACUCGUACAUCUCCACCCAUCCAUCUGCUACCAGCCUUCCCCUCUACAAAGGGCGCGCUCAAAGGAUACCGCCGACUCAUCCCGUCAGCCACAACGUCCCCUGCUCCACCUUCUCACCCACACCAGCCGAGAGGGCACCGGCGAGUCCCAUCACCAUGGACAACCCCCCGCUCGCCUCCCCCAUACCCACCCGACCCAAUGCCCCCGACUCUCCCUUCCCCCCGCCGCAACUCGACUGCCCCCGCAUCGCCCCCGCCCCCCACCAGCUCGCGCACCAGCGUCGUCAUGGGCGGCUUCAGCCCCGUCCCAUCCCACCAGACCCUCCCUGCCGUCCCCGAGUCCAUCUCCACCUCCCCCCGAGCCCCCCAGCUGCCCCUCAACACCCAGGCCGCAAACCUGAUCCGCAUGAACUCGUUUGCGCCACAGGUGUCGACCCCUGUUGACCAGGUCUACAGCUUUGCAGACGAGAGCCCGAGAUUACUGCAGCACUCGCCCAGGGCGAACGCUGCUAAUUUGGGGAGCGACUACCUGCCCAGGUCGAGGCGGAACUCGGCUGCGAUCGUGUCCAUCUCGUUGAGCUCGCGCUCGCGGUCACGCACGCCACAGGGGAGUGUGAAUGUGCCACCCGGCACCCACACCGCCCAUGGCACGCCCAGCAAAAAGUACACGGAGGAGCCUGUCGAGAUGUCUGAUUCUUGGGCGCCGGGCGUGGAAGAAAUGGACGACUGGCAGCCCACCGGUGGGAUGCUGCUUGAUCAUGGCGAGGAUGAGGUGGCAAGGGUCGAGAGUCAGGUGGAUGACGACAAGGUGGGGCAGACAUGGAGUGGAGACUCGGAUGCGUCGAGGAUUGUGGAGGAUGUCUUGACGCAUGGCAUGGUCAUUGGCGAAGGCCUCAAGUUUCAGGGAGAAGUCAUUGUCCCCGCAGUGUCGAGGAUGGCUUUGGCCGAUGGGAGCGAUGUAGGGUUGCCACUCAGAAGAGGCGGGAGUGAGGCGACAAAGGUCUUGAGGACGGAUGGCAGGACGGAGAAGAAGCGAUACGAGGUCGUGAGGAGGUUGGGGACUGGAAGUUAUGCUGUGGUGUAUCUCGUCAAGGAGCGUGGUGGCAAGAGGGAGUUUGCUCUGAAAUGCCUCAGUAAACACGAUCUGGCUGACGAGCAGCUCGAAACGCAACUGUUUGAAGCGCACAUCCACCUCUCUUUGCCUAUCCAUCAGAACAUUGUCACUUUGCAUCAGACGCUCCAAACACGGAAAUGGCUGUUUUUGAUGCUGGAACUUUGUCCCGGAGAAGACCUCUUCUACUGGCUGGAAAAAUCCCGUGACGCCUCUCCUAAACCCAACCAUGCUCUUCUGCCCGAGGACCAAUUCUCAUCAUCCAAACUCUCCUCUUCAUCGAUCCCCUUUUCAUCGUCUCAAAUGUUCUCCAAUCUCAACAGCAUGUCAUUCUCUCAAUCCCCCGGCGCUGCGUUUUCGCAAAAUCACUCGCAAUUCGGCGCUUCACCUGCCUCGUUCAUCUUUGCGCAUCAUAAUGGCGGGUCCCACGGAUCUCAUUUCAUGCCCUCUCAAACGCCCCCCACCCCCUCACUCCUCUCUGCAUUCUCCGCCAACACCCUCCUGUCCCAACGUCGUCUUCGCCUGAUCGCUUCCAUGUUUUCGCAAAUGUGCGAAGCUGUCGCCGUCUGCCACGAUGCCGGCGUUAGCCACCGGGAUAUCAAGCCCGAGAACUUUAUCUGCUGCGACUCGGUCGAGCUCGAGGCUGCCAAGGAUGGCGACUUUACGGAAGAUGAUCAGUUUGGACCGGGGGCCAAGCCGUUGGUAGACUUUGGGCCGCAGGCAAAGAGAAAGGUGGUCGUCAAGUUGACCGAUUUCGGGUUGGCGACGACAGAGAGGGAGAGUGGGGAUGUCGAGUGUGGCAGCAAACCUUACAUGUCUUAUGAAUGCCGAAACAAUCUCGGCCCCACCUACUUUCCCGCUCCCGCCGACGUCUGGUCACUCGGUAUCGUCCUCAUCAACAUGCUCUUUCACCGAAACCCCUGGAAAGACCCCACACCCGGCGACCCCAACUUUGACUCCUUUCUCAACGACCCCAUCGCAUUCAUCCUCACAAAGUUUACCGGUAUCGGCCGUGAAGUCGCGUCAUACUUGGCCGACCAUGUGCUGUGCAUCGACGUCGACGAGAGGGUGGAUGCGAGAGAGUUUGCGAGGUGGGUCAAGGGCUUGCCAGAGAUGAUUGGAGGGAGAAAGGCGAUGCAGGCGAUGAAGAUGUCGAGGUUGGAGACGCAAAAGACGGCUGGUGGGCAAGGUCCAUUGGACAAGGGUGUCUUUAUGAAGAGCCCCAUUGACCAAGUCGACCGGCCGCGAAAGUACUCGACCUCGGCUUUGACGUCUACCGCGCCAGGGAUCAGCUCGUCUCCUCGACUGUCCGACCUUCCUCCACCAAGUAGUCUUGUCGAACAACCAGAGGAAGAGCGCGAGUCAAGCAGCACGCCCUCGCCCGAAGCUACCCUUCCCACCCCACCUCUCGAGCCGGAUAUGGCUUCGGCAACGACGUCAGCUACGCGCGAUGAGCAGACCACCCCGGUAGAUGCGAGCAACUUUGCUUCGCCCUCUGAUUACGCCCCCAGCUCUGCUGCGCUAGGGGCGGAUGAGGAUGACAGGGACUGCUCACGGGAUAGAGGUGAUGCCGAUUCGCGCUCGCUUUCCACUCACAAGAGGAGGAAGCGUGGGGUGAGGAAGGGCAAGGCGGCGCAAGCUGCUGCUGCUGCCGCGGCCGACCCUCUGACUCAGGCCGCUCGAGAUGAGCUUUUGAAGGAGCUCGCAUCCGCGUCCCAGUCCCUCGCACGCGAAAUGUCCAAACUUCAUACGCCGAGUGUGGAUGUCAACCGCAUCGAAGACUUCCCGCCGCUUGGUGUCACGGCCGCUCAAGUGGCUGCCGAGAAGAAGAGCAAGUGGAAGGACAUGAUCAAGCUGAGCAGCCAAGGUAAUCCCGAGCUGGCGGCUUUGGCACAGAGAAUGAAGGACAGGGACGCGGAUGGCAGUAUGAACUUGAGUGCGCCGGCAAAGCUGCAGGGUGGCAAGAACGGCGGGCAGGGAGGCGCGAGCAGGCGACAUGCCUAUACCCAAGCAACAAUGAGCUCGGGCGCAAGCAGCGGAAUCUCGAGCUUUGGACAAGCGUCCAGUGCCACUAGCGUGGGUGAAGAGGAUAAGGAUUAUGCACAGAGAGGCAGGGACAAGAAGAACCAUGGCCAGGAUGAGGAGGCACGGGCCAAGAAGGCGGAGGCGGCUGCAGCUGCCAUCGCCGGUGCUAUGGGUCCUAUGGGGUCUUUCGGACGUCCUAGUCAUAUGGCACCGAGACACGCCCAUACGACUGGGUCGACGGGGCCAACCUCGAGUCUUGUGCACAGCUCAAAACCCAUCACCUUUACGUCUCCUCCUCCCGCUCACUCUCAGCCUCUGUCAGCCGAGAAGCCGCAACCCAUUCCUGCUCAGACCUACAAAGGUUACCCUUCAGCCUCGCCGACUUCCAUCAAGCCCAGUCUCUCGUCUGUUGAUAGCUCAACAACUAUCCGGACUAUGACGGGUACUGCAGGCAGGUCGACUGCUGCCACAGAGUCGGUCAACUCGAUGUCGUCGGGAGCGACGACCGUCAUGGGAGAGAGUCCUGACCAUGCCACGUCACCGAACAAACCCAAGUUGAAGGGUCAGAUCAGUUCGUUGGCCAAGAUGCUGUCGGGGCUCAAGACCAAGGGGAAAGAGUGAGAAGUCUACGCGUGAGCGAAGAGUAUGGUUUCAACAACCCCAACGUAGGAGGAAGCGUGUUUGGCGAGAGAAGGUCGGCGACCUGUUAUUUUUACACUACCCACUCCACUCUUUCUUUGAUUCUGGGUAAGCAUAUUGUACGAUAGUCAUCUGGGGAUCUUCUCCCUUUUCUGCAGCAUGCCGGCGAUAGCAAGGAGGUAUAUACUUUGUCUUCAUCGGAGUUCAUCGGAGGAACGAGGUAGCACAUGCAUGUAACAGAUAGAAUUAGUA